This is a messenger RNA of Klebsormidium nitens, 1153 nucleotides long. The record is from the annotation of a GenBank genome assembly. Lineage: Eukaryota; Viridiplantae; Streptophyta; Klebsormidiophyceae; Klebsormidiales; Klebsormidiaceae.
CGGCGACCUACUCCUUUCAAUGACGAUGCACGAAGCAGACUUUGUUUAGCUCUACGCUUGCUCAGCAAUCCACAACCAAACAGCGCUUCUACUUUGACAACCAGGAUUCCUUAGAACUGAAGUCGAGUUGUACAAUGGCUUCCUUGCAGGCAGUGUCUGUUCGGUCCUCCAUCUCUACUUGUUCACUUAUAGGGCGGGACCACACUUUGCGGCAGGGGCAAUGCUCCACAGUGUCUUACCCUCUUUUGAGGAGCUCGUUCUGCUCCACAAACACGAGUCGCACUGUGAAUAAGGGCUCUUAUUCUUCAUUUGCUGGGACCCGAUUCUCGGGAGAGCCCUUGGGAUUGGUGAAAGCCCUUAGCCCAAGGAGAAGGCAAUGCAAUGUACGAGCAAGUGAAGGCAGGCAAGCUGCCCGGGAUGUAGAGAAGAAGUCAAAGAACAUAUUUGAAAAUAUUGUUGACUUCUUCAAGUACAUUAUCAACAGCAUUCUUGGAUUUUUCUCGAGCAUCUUGGGAGGCAUCUCCCGUCUGUUCAGAGGCAAGGAGGGCAGUGCCAAGGCCAAUCUGAGAAAUGCUGGUGACAAGGUGGAGGGCGCUGGCAGAGAUGUAGGCAAUGCUGCUGAAGAUGCCGUUGACGCUCUGGGAGACAAGGGCAAGGACUUCAAGAGAGGUAUCUCGGACGGUCUUGAUGAUGCUUCUUCAAGGUUGAAGCGCGCUUAAGAGGUGGUUGUUGAGCAGCGGUCAGCCUAUCUCUUGUUUGUUGUCCAAUCGAAGUCAAGGGUUUACGAUGUCAUUUAAACGGUAGAAAAUUGACUCUUUCAGACAAAGCACUGCCUUUGAAAAUGUUAGGAAACCCUGUACGUAGCUUAGAAGCAACUGAAAGCACCUCGGUGCCUCGUAGAUUUGUCUAGAAGGGUAUUGUCUGUAGGCUUAGCAUGCUGCGAUUUGCUUGUGGACGCUAUUGUGUCUUAUACAUAGACAUGUUUGGAGACAUAAGAUCUCUUCCCUUUCGACAACCAAAGGCUUGGAAGUGCAUGCAAUGCAUCUAAGUGAAUCUCAAAUCAAACGCGCAGUGGAAAGAAUAUAUCCAGCCUGUUGCUGUAUUUGCCCUUGAUUAAACCUACCAGCAAUUUGUGUACAAAAUGCAAGCCAGG